This is a messenger RNA of Rhopilema esculentum, 2320 nucleotides long. RefSeq names its product acid-sensing ion channel 1-like. Gene Ontology annotation, cellular component: plasma membrane. Gene Ontology annotation, biological process: sodium ion transmembrane transport. Gene Ontology annotation, molecular function: ligand-gated sodium channel activity. Lineage: Eukaryota; Metazoa; Cnidaria; Scyphozoa; Rhizostomeae; Rhizostomatidae. The record is from RefSeq and is a predicted model, not a curated record.
AUUGUGUGAUAUUUAGUGAUAUCCCACUUUCACUAUUCAUUUAUUAGGCUCGUUGUAGGAUAUCAAACAUGGUAAUCUAAAAAGUUAAAUAAAUAUGACUUAUUGCACCGAACAUCGCCAUUUCGCACUUAUGAUGACUAUAACAUAUGCUUCAAGUAUGUAAAAUGGACAUCUGCGGCAAUAACGACUGAAAAGUUUGAUGUUAUUGCAUGUGUACCUACAGGCGCAAGAAAACUAAAAGGAGUCAGUUGACAAUAAUUAAAUUUGUUUUUAAAUAUUAAGGAUUGAAUCACUGUUGUUUAUUCAGUAUUGCGUUUGAUCUUUAGACAAUCAUUAACUAAAAUUAGUUUUUUGUCAUAUAAGCAGAGACGUUGAUUUGUAGUUUGCACGUAAAACUACUUUUGGGUGAAAUUUCUUUGUUUGUGUGCAUUUGGUUUCCAAGGCAAAUGGUGUGCUAUUAUGAAACAAAACUUUAUUUUUUCUGUUAAAUACAAAAUACACAAUUUUUAGUAGUUUUUAAAUGCGAAAAGUCGUAAUUAAAAGCAGCUGUUUCUCUCCAGCUGUCUAUUAUUCUUGAGAGUCACUAAAAAUGUACAUCAUUUGAGCUCUGGCUCAGUUCUUUAAAGACCCGUUGAGGAGACGCUAAUCCACAUGAAAAGUUUUUCUUAGCACAAGGAUAGAUUUAUCUGAUUAAAAGAAAUCGGUGGCAAAUGAGACAGAGUUGGGGAUGGAGCAAAAUACGAAGAAAUCUGAGGUGAAUUCAAAUUUCAAAAGCCAACUAACGGAAAUGGCACUACGAUCUUACUUGGCAAAUUCCACUAUCCAUGGACUUUCAAAAAUUGCGGCAUCAAAACAUUGGAGUCUGAAACUUCUAUGGAGUUCAGUAAUUAUUGCUCUUUUUGCUGCAAGCGUCGCCAAUAUUUAUAGCCUUGCUGGAGAAUACUUUAAGUACCGAACAUAUUUGCUAAUAGAAGAGUGUGCAAAUCAUACGGCUAAGUUUCCCAGCGUCACUAUUUGCAAUGCAAACAACUUUCAAAGAAGUAAGGUUCGCGAUCUGAUCGAGGACCCGGAGGCGCGUUUUCAGCACUUCUUGAACAUUAGCCUUGAUAAGGGAGCGGUAGUAAAUCUGUUGAAUUUUCCUAAUGCAAAAUCUUUUAUGGAUCAAGGCAGUUUUUCAACUGCAAAAGCCACGCAGUCGGCUUCAGAUAUGCUUUUUCUAGAAUCCAUCGAGGGUUGGUGUAGAUUUGGGCAUUUCAAAACUUGCAACCAAAGUGACUUUAAAGAUUAUUUUUAUGGCUUGGAGUCUGGAUUUUGUAAGACGUUUAAUCCAGACGGUAAGUUCACCCAGGUUGUUGUGGGGCCGUAUGGAGGACUCCUUUUAACUCUGUACCUGAAUCAAGACGAUUAUAUGAGGCUCCUGCCAUUUGAUAAUGGAGCUGGUGUAUUUGUGAAGGUGCAUCCACAGGAUGUCUUCCCUUACCCAGCUAAUGACUGGCUUGCCGUUGAACCAGGGACUCAGACACAUAUAUCAAUAGAACAAAAGAUCAUGCUUCGAGAGCAAAAGCCGUACAAAUCUGAAUGCGUUAAUAGGGACGAAGACUUGAUAUACCCAGGCCGUUAUCAUGUCCAAAAUUGCUUAAAAUCUUGCUUUCAUUUGAAACUUUAUGAGAGCUGUGGCAUAGUUGAGGCUUCAGUGCUUUACCAUUUAGAGCAAAAAGGGAAAAAAUUCCCCUCUCUGCCAAGGAACAUUUCAAAAGACCCUGCUGCCUGUGGGCGAGAGUUUUACGCAAAUCUAACUGCAAACAAGGUAUUUUGUGAUUGUCCGUUACCAUGUUACGAAGAAACUUUCAAACUUACUGCGACGAGCUCUCGAUGGCCCAGUGAAGCAGACAUGCAGUAUUACAAGCAAGUUCUUUCCAAGGUAUUAAAUCGAACCAAUUUGUCAAAGGAUUUUAUUUCUUCCAAUUUUUUGCAGCUAAAAGUUUACUUCACAUCUUUAAGCUACCAGAAAGUUGUGGAGACACCAGCUAUGAUGCCUUGUACGCUGGCUGCUGGUAUCGGCGGGUCACUCGGGCUUUUCAUUGGUGCCUCAUUCUUCUCAAUUUGCGAGUUACUGACAUUCAUUUGCACAGCAAUUUUUGGUCGUUGUCAUAAACGCAUUGGUCACCUUGAUGGGUAAUCAAGAGACACAGACCUUGAAUUGGCGACCAUCAAUUGGCGACCAGGGCAUCAGAGAUGUGGGAAUGGAUGGAAACUUGAGUAGUUACUGAACAAUGACAUUAGUAAUGAUAAAUUUGAUAGCUUAUAUCAUAUCAUAUAU